This is a messenger RNA of Mycena citricolor, 2277 nucleotides long. NCBI's taxonomy places the organism in Eukaryota, Fungi, Basidiomycota, Agaricomycetes, Agaricales, Mycenaceae. The record is from the annotation of a GenBank genome assembly.
CGAAAUCAUGCAUUGACGCUCCCCACGUCUGGAAUACUCGCAUUCAAUUCCGGAUACCCUAGCUGGAAGAUGUCCACUUAUUUGACACGCCCACAGCGCCAGUCUUGCGCAACAGAGGACCAUUGGAAAAUUGCCAUGUGUUUCUUCUUGGUUCUCGCUCUGGCAUCGCCUGCUUUUGCCGCCGUGUCGUUGUCUACGACAAAUGAUCUCUUCAAGGCGCUUGCAGAGCGGCGUGUGAAGCCACCGGAACCUCCAGUUUGUUGUCUGAGGCCGUUGCCGUCAUCGGAGCCCAUUCAGGACGAGAUGCUUCUGUCUUUCGAGGAGUGGAAAGAGAAGCAAACAGUUAAACAAGCGGAGCAACAGCAGGGCAAAAAAACUCAAGACAAGGACGCUAACGGGAACGAGUGGACGUCCGAACGAGGGGAUAACCCAUCCGCUGCUCCGGCCGAGGUCUUCACGCACAGUGCACCCUUGGACGCACCUCACUUCCGCGUCCCAAUAACAGACCGUUUCAACUACGCUAGUAUGGACUGCUCUGCGCGCGUUCAUACCUCUCAUCGCUCAGCCAAAUCCCCGGCGUCGAUUUUGUCUUCAAAACGCGACAAAUACAUGCUCAGUCCGUGCAAAGACCAAAAGCAGUACAUAGUCGUGGAACUCUGCGAGGACAUUAGAAUCGACACAGUCCAAUUGGCCAAUUUCGAGUUCUUCAGUGGAGUAUUCAAGAAGUUCGCGGUCAGCGUGUCAAAGACGUAUACGACCGAUCCCGAGGGAUGGACGGUCGCUAGCACACAUACAGCAAAGAACAUAAGAGUGGUACAGUCAUUUCAUCCACCGACAUCCCUACGAGACUUUUACCGCUACAUAAGAAUCGACUUCCAUUCACAUUACGGCAACGAGUUCUACUGUCCCAUCUCCCUGCUUCGAGUCUAUGGCCUGACGCAUCUGGAGGAAUAUAAAUGGGAGAUUUGGGAAGACGAAAGUCGGGCCAAACGUGGCGAAAUUGCUGCACCAACUGUGCCUCUCGAGGUGAACGAGCCCGAGCCUGCUGUCGCCCCGGAGCCAGUGCGUAUUCCACCUUCCUAUGCCGAGUUCAUGGAUGCAGCCGCGACAGAACUGGAGAGCACGAAACAUCCUGAAACAUCAGUGGAAACAUCAUCGGAGAUCGCGCAGCAUCUGACGUUGGUUCAACCUCCCGAAUCCACAGAGACAACCACUGCGGCAAAAAGAGAGAGAUCCACGACUGAGUUCCAUUCAAACAGCACGGGCACUGCGGAGGCAAUGCCGACGACGUUUGUCAACCCAGAGCCGACCUCUGUUUCAACCACUGCGCCGUCUGGAGGAGAAUCCAUCUACCGCACAAUCAUGAAUCGAUUGACUGCACUGGAGGCCAAUCACACACUAUACGCGCGAUAUGUUGAGGAGCAUACGAGUGCUGUUCGAGAGAUGCUUCGCCGGGUCGGCGAAGAUCUCGGUCGGGCAGAAGGUGUGGGCAAAGCCCAAGCGCAACUGCUUGCGCGGUCCUUGCGAGAUUGGGAACGCCAGCAAAUGAGCACCCAUAUUGAAUAUUUGGAACUUCUCCGCAAAGUGCAAUAUCUGUCUGACGAGAUUGUAUUGGAGAAACGAUUGGGUGUUGCGCAGCUCUUGCUGCUGCUUGCUGUUCUUAUCUUUAUGAGCCUCACCCGAGGUUCCCGGGGGGAACCAGUCAUCGCGCCUUCGUCGUCCAUCCGAUCUUGGGGCCGGCGUCAUCUCAGCCUUGGAAGAUUAGGUAGCGGAGAAUGGGAUUGGGUUGGCAAGCUCAAGUCGAGGAGCCACAGUCCACCUGAACUGCCGACAUCGAAGCAAGACUCACCCGCCAAGGUGGUUUUUCCAUCGCGUUCUGAAGACCAAGCGGAUGUCUCGAAGCACAGGCCCCCUCGACUGAAUCUCUCUCUCACGAGGUCUCGCACCCGGAGCCUCGGAAACGGCACCGUGAGGCUGGAGAGUCCGAGGUUACGGACACCUCGACGGCCAGGGACACCCACACGACACCUGGCGUCCAUUCCACUCACUCAUUCCAUCUCUCAUGGAUCGCAUGCACCGCGAAGUGCAAGAAAAUGGGCCAGGACAGCUCAUCUGCACGAGCUUCGGCUGGGCUCUGGAACGAAGAGUUCUCCCGUCACAGCGAGCGAGCUCGGCCUCGGCGAGAUGGGCGUAGACCCACACGAAAUAUUUACGCCGGGACCUUUCACUGCCACAGAUGUAGACCAAUGGAUCGAUACUGACGAGGGCGACCCGUGA